Schistosoma guineensis is the source of this 4343-nucleotide messenger RNA. The record is from the annotation of a GenBank genome assembly. Lineage: Eukaryota; Metazoa; Platyhelminthes; Trematoda; Strigeidida; Schistosomatidae.
AUGGCUGACUAUCUGAAGUCUGCAUUAAGCUAUUUCGCCACCUCAAACACUACUAAAAAUGAAAAUGAAUUUCUUGGCAGUAGUAUAUCUGUCGGGCAACUAAGUUUAAAAGUUAAGAGGAUCAUUGCUGAAGGUGGCUAUGGAAUAGUUUAUGAAGCUCAAGAUGUCAAUGAAAAUACAUCAUAUGCGUUAAAGCGUAUGCUCGCUCACGACAAACCUUCAAUGGAUUUAAUUCUUCAUGAAGUUCGUUUACUGAAACAAUUAAACGGACAUCCAAACAUCCUUAAGUUUUUUAGUGCAGCAUCUGUUGGUAAAGAGAAAAUGAAGGUUAUUGGUACUGAGUUCUUAAUAGUCACAGAGUUUUGUAAAGGGGGUCAGUUGGAUAAAUAUUUACCGGCAUCAAAAUGUGAAAAUCCCCUGCCAUCGAACGUUAUCUUACAAAUAUUUCAUCAAUGUUGUCGUGGUGUACAACAUAUGCAUAGUCAAUGUCCACCUGUGAUACAUCGAGAUUUGAAAAUUGAAAAUCUAUUACUUACUGAUAAUUUUAUCAUAAAGUUAUGCGAUUUUGGUAGUGCAACUACAAUUACAUAUAGUCCAGAUCAAUCAUGGACUGCUUUAAAACGUGGAAGUGUUCAAGAAGAACUGGAGCGUUUCACAACACCAAUGUAUCGGGCUCCAGAAAUGCUUGAUCUUUACCAAAAUUAUCUUAUUGGUACUCCAUCGGAUAUUUGGGCUUUAGGUUGUAUAUUAUUUUAUUUAACAUGUACUUAUCAUCCAUUUGAGGAUUCAUCGAAAUUGGCUAUUCUCAAUGCUAAUUAUAGUAUACCGGCAUCAAUAAGUUCAGUGAAUGCACCAUUUUGCAGUUUAAUUCGACAAUUACUUCUCAUAAAUCCAUCUCAACGUCCUAACAUAAAUGAAAUUCUUGGUGAGUUAUCUGAAUUGGCGUCUAUGAGAGAAGUUCGAGUAAGUGGUUCUAUUCCUCUGUUGGAAGAAGUUGCUAAAAGACGUAAUGUAAACGUUACAGCUAAUCCUACAAGCCAGCCAAUCAAUCGUAAUGAUCCUAAAGUUAGUGAUUAUCAUCCGAGAUCAAUGCAUUCAGAAAAUAAUGUUGUUACAAAUCCACAACCGUCAUCUAAUAAACCAUCUAGACCCAAUCCUCCAACAUUGCCCUCACAACAAAAAUUAAAUCCAACAGUUAGUUUUAAUCCACCAUCAUCAUUGUCAUCAUCGUCAACAGUAGUCAUAACAACUCAAGCACCUACAGUUAAUCAAAUUUCAAGUAAUCAACAAUUAUCCAAUCAAUCUAUGAGUAAUAUGCUUGGUAUGAUUAAAGGAGGCGCUGGCAAUUUAAUUCGUAAUAUACGAGAUGCAUCAACUAAAGUUAUUGGGACUGUUUCUACCACGUUGAAUACAGAGCUUGAUUUCCAGUUUAUCACUUCACGUAUAGCAGUUACAUCUUUCCCCAUUGAAAGUGGAUUUGAAGUGCUUGCCAAUGUGAAUUCCAUGGAAGAAAUGCAAAAUAUGCUAGAUGCACGUUUUUCAGAUGCUUAUGCCGUUUAUAAUCUUAGUAAUCGUCCAUAUCGUUCAGAUCAUUGGUUUCAUGGUAGAGUAUCACAUCGUGGUUUCGAAGCACACCGUGCUCCAGCGCUAAAAUCAUUAAUUGAAUUAUGCUUAAAUGCAAGGUUAUGGUUAGCUCAAAAAUCGAACAAUAUUUGUGUUAUACAUUGUACCGAUGGUAAAACAUUGUCCGCAGUACUAGCAUGUUCCUUAUUAUGCUUUUGUCGGGUAUUUGAUAACGCGUCACCUGCAAUUCAAUUGUUUGCAUCGAAACGUGGCAAUCCUGGCUUGAAUGCAUCACAGAUUAGAUAUAUCAACUAUGUAGCUCAGUUAAGUCAUAAUCGUGUAUUUACACCUCAUCAUUUCCCAUUGAAUCUUAUCAGUUUGAUAAUUGCACCGGUACCAACAUUUAAUAAAUCCAAAAAUGGAUGUCGACCGUAUGUGGAAAUAUUUGAAGGAAAGACCAAAGUAUACUCAACUUACGCAGAAUACGAUAAUUUAAGAUCCUAUGUUCUUGAAGAUGGAAAGAUCCAAAUACUUUUGAAUGGAUUAACUGUCUUAGGUGAUCUUACAGUUAUCAUUUAUCAUUGUCGAUCUUCAUUUGCUGGACGUGGCAAGAUCAGUUCAGUGAAGAUCGCUCAGUUUCAAUUACACACUGGAUUUGUAGAACAUAAUUUAACAGAACUAAUUUAUUUUAAAUCCGAUUUAGAUCAUCUAGAUAAUAGUAGCAGCUUUGCCGGUUUCACUAGUCGUUAUGCUGAAAGUUUUCAUGUUACAUUGGAAUUUAUGGUUUCACCAACUGAAAGACCAAGACAGAGUGACAAUCUUGUUUAUCCGUGGGAAACUUUGCCAUCAAAUGAUCUACUUAGUCCUAAACUCUGUGUAUCAAAUCAUGAUGAACUGAAAAAUAUCUUAUCUGAUUACGGCCGUUUUAAUCAUAAACCAUCAACUCGAAUGUAUGAAAAAAAUAGUUUAGAACCUAAUCAAUCAAAUAAUCCAUCAGAAAAAGAUUGUAUAACCACUAAUAUUAAUAGCGAUGAAUCAUGUAAUUCAACAAACCAGUCCACUACAAAUUUGUUUACUACUACUCAUACCAUCGGUGGUAGUACGGUUAAUUUAAAACAAAAUACAGAAAUUAAUGAUAUUUUAGUCUCAGACUUAAUCAAUGAUAAUGACAUGCCAAAGAAUCAUAAUUAUACUUAUUCAUCAACUUCUUCUGAUCAUUCAAAACAGAUUAACUACAAUUUAUUAAGUGAUAAAUUCUGUGGGGAUUUUUUUUCGUCGUCCAAGAAUCAAGAUAAUAAUAUGGAGGCAAGUUCUGAUAACCUGCUUGGAUUCCAUGUGGAAUCUUCAUUUCCAAACACUGACAAUGCUGCUACUUCUCCCACUUCUUCUAAUACUGAUGAUCAUAUUUUAAUUGAUGUAGCACAGAAUCCUUUCGUAAUUUAUAAUAAAAAUUCACUAGAUGAAAUUAUUACUUCAUCAACAACUAGUCAGCAUAGUAAUUCAGAUGAUUUGAAACAAACUGAUCAAAAAUCAUUUGUUGAUGAUUUAUUUAAUUUCAACUCAUCUAUUGAAGUCAAUUCAAAAACUGAUCUCGGUUGGGAGAAUUUAUUUGGUAUCACGUCAUCAGAAAGCACAAAGACCACUACUAUCAUCACCACUAGCCAAAGUACUACUACAAACAACAUUGGCUUAUCCAAUAAUCCUUUUGAUCCAUUUGGUAUAGCCACAUCAGAAUUAUCUGAUUUCUUUUCAGUACCAAAUUCUUAUAUAUCAAGUGAAAACAACUCGACUACUACCACUACUAUCAUCCUUCCUGAUAAAACUACCGCUACUAACUAUUCUCCUCCUCCAACUACUAAUACUAAUACUACUACUAGCAAAGAUUACUUUGGACAACAAGGUGGUCAUUUAAGUGCCAGCGCCAGUGCUAAUAAUUUAAAUCCGCUUUUCGCAUCAGCUUCUUUUACAAAUUUGUCUCCUAACGUUGAAACUAUCCCAGACAAGACUACUAACACAGCAACUACUACUACUGGCAUCAAGAAUCAUGAUCGCCUAGAUCCAUUUGCAGAUUUUGCUGAUGUACUUCGAGAUCGAUUAAAUAAUCAAACUUCUUCCAGUACAAAUGCUACAAAUAGUGAUAAUACAUAUACGCCACCAUCAUCAAAUAGAUCAUCCACAAACUUAGGUGGUUUUUCUGCUGGUCCCAGUCCAGCACAUAAUUUUAAAUCUAGUAUCGACUCAAAGUUUAUGAACAACUCUUCAAAUUAUAAGGAAAGUCCUGAUAAUUUAUUCCAUGGUUAUGAGAAAUCUAGUCAAUCGUAUUCUUCCUACUCCAAUUUUCCUAAUACUACUACUUCUGGAUCUACAUCAAUACCAACUAGUGGAGGAACUGGUGCUAGACCUCAUGUUAAUAAAGAUGCAUUUUCUGAUUUACUCGGUGGAUUUGGUUCUUCUCGAACAAACAACACAGAUGAUAAUAAACAACCGAAAACAGUAAAUCAGAUUCGUCGUGAAAAGAUGGCUAAAACGGUCGAUCCAGAACAAUUGAAAGUCUGUGAUUGGGCUGAGGGUAAAGAUCGAAAUCUUCGAGCAUUAUUAUGUUCACUACCGGCCAUAUUAUGGGAUGGAGUACAAUGGAAUCAUGUUGGUAUGGCUGAUCUAAUAACGCGUGAACAAGUUAAACGUCAGUAUCGGAAAGCUGCUCGUGUAGUUCAUCCUGAUAAGUGGAUGAGUACAUCACACGAGAAUAUCGCACGUCUAGUAUUCGUUGAAUUAAAUGA